This is a messenger RNA of Funneliformis mosseae, 777 nucleotides long. The record is from the annotation of a GenBank genome assembly. NCBI's taxonomy places the organism in Eukaryota, Fungi, Glomeromycota, Glomeromycetes, Glomerales, Glomeraceae.
AUGACAAAUGUUCAUCCUACAAAGACACAAAAUCACAUUUCAUAUAGCUCAUUAACAAUUCGUAAUAAAACACGUUCAGCAUCUUUACCAACUUUACCUUCGUUUACACCACCGUUACCAUCAGAAUUACCAUCCGACCCAAAAAGAUGGUCUUCAUCUCAUGUAGCCUCUUAUCUGACUUAUUGUUUACGCCUUCAUCCUCCGGCAAUUAUAUCAGAUUUAGUCAGGUAUGUAGAAGAGGAUACUACACUUACCGGGCGUAAAUUCUUAAGACUAAAAGAAGAACAAUUAAGGCAAAUGCAAUUUAACGAAAGAUGGGUCAAAUUAAUUAUGAUUGGUAUUAAAGAGCUAAGAAGAGAACAUUUAAAAGGUAAAAUUCUUUUAAAUGGUAGUGAUACUAUAAAUGAAGAACCUGAUGAAAUGGAAAUCAAAGAGUCUGGUGAAGAAAGUCAUGAUGAAUCUUCUCCCUUGGAAAGGAGUUCUUCUUCUUCUACUACAGCUACUUUAAUUGGCAGUAAUUUUUCUUUUUCAAAUAAUGAUUUUAAAGAUUUUUUUGUUCCUACUACGUUGACUAAUUUAACUGCUGAUGAUAAAGAAUUUAUUUGUCAAGAAUUUACGAAGUUAAAAGAAUUUUUGAAAUCGGAUAUCGAGAAUUAUAAUAAUAUAGAUUUUAAUGAAUUGAAUCAAAUCAUUGAAAAAACUAUUUCAAAUAUUGAAACGAAUCAAGAAGAUGUUAAAAAAACUUCAAUAACAAAAGUUUUGUGCGAGGGGUUAUGA